Molecule: messenger RNA, 5988 nt
Organism: Anopheles merus
Lineage: Eukaryota; Metazoa; Arthropoda; Insecta; Diptera; Culicidae
Product: translation initiation factor IF-2-like
Exons: 6
Coding region: 1561-2853 (430 amino acids)
Molecular function (GO): growth factor activity
Source: RefSeq, a predicted model, not a curated record
UCUAAGCUGUGUUUUGUGGUGAUUUUUGAUUUUUAGUGCUGUUUAGAAUUGUCGACAAGUGUUGCUGGGUGUUUGAUGUGCGCUAGGGAAGAGCUAGGCGCUUAGGUUGAGGUUGUCUCAUUGGUCCUCUUUCGUGAAGUUUGAAACCAAACCAAGUGUGGUGCCACGAAAAUAGACUUUGUAGAAGUGUGAACAGAAGGGUAGGCGGUUUGAAUUUCAUCCCACCAACUUAUGGACACUUUUAAAAGCAAAGUUGUGUUGUGCGACAAAGUGUGGCACAGAUUACGCCGUACCGACAGUGUGUAUCCUUCAGGCUUCAAAAGUUCAAACCCACAAAAACCAAAUCAAUCCCCCAGGAAAACAAAAGUAAACCAUCAAAGCAAUCGACGGUGGGGAAGACAGUAAAAGUGUGUCUACCACGGAGUCCGCAGUUGGAGAAGGUUUUGACACAUACGCACCCAAACGCCGCAUAGUGUGUUACGUCAGCUGAAUGAGUGAGUGGAAAGGUGAGAAAACCAACAACAACAACAACAACAACAGAAAGAAAAAUCAAAAUUUUGCCGGUUGAAAAGCAGAACCAACAUUAAAGAUAAACGGUACAAAAUUCUGCACUGAAAACAGUGCUCUAGUGUUCUAGGUGAAGUUUACAAACGUAAAUAAUAUUGUGCAAGCUUCUGUGUGAGUGCAACAGUGGUCCUUAAAAAUACCCAAACCGCCCAAGGUUGUGCCGACAAGUGAAGAAGAAGCGAGAGGCAUCUUCUUUGAAGAAUGCCUGUGAAGGAAGAAAAACGGUGCUAAAAUUGCAAAUGCAAGCAACCGAGCGUGAAAGCAUCGGAACGCCAGUCCUUGGGCCAGCAUAUCCUGGUGACCCGAUUUAAAACCGAGCUCCCCUGUACGACCGCACGGGGGAAUUUGAAUUGCAAACAAACGUGUGAAGAGCCUCGCGGCGGCGCUCCGUUGAACGGUCGGUUGGAACCAAACCGACCAGCCUUGAGCAACAGGCAGCGAAGCGGAGAGGAGAGUCGCAGAGAGCUGUGGAGUGCAAAAGAGUGUCAUUGUGGUGGCCAAGUGCUUUCUCUCUUGCUCUGUGUAUGUGUCUGCGAGUGUGUGUGUGUGUGUGUGAGUGCGCGCGUGUGUAUGUGUUCCUAAGUUGGACACAGGAUCCACUGUGUCUUGUGGUGUGUAGUGUGAAGGCAGCACAACACAAUCCCAGAUGCUAACCGUCCACGUGUUAAUGUAAUCCUUCAUUCGUGUGUUUCUGUGUGCGUCUCCGUGGCCGUCCGUUCGUGCGUGCGUGCCACGGCCUUGUGUGUGUGUGUGUGUGCGCGCGUGUGUCGGCAAUGUGGUGCGGCAGGUGCGACACCGCCAGUUCACAAUCGAGCGAGGAUCGCGGCCGCCUGCCGUCGACCAGGCGCUCCGCCACGGUGUGUUGCUUGCCCGCGGUCCUAUGCUACGGCCUGCCGAAUGCAACCUGCGCGCCCCGCCACCCAGUACUGCACUAUUGAAGAAGCAAACACAAAACCCACGAGAAAGAAAGUACAAUGAGGCCAAAUAAAUACGAUGGUAUCACAGCUAACCGUCUAUGCCAAGAUUUUGUGCCUCCUGAUGACAUUAUUCAGUGCAGGAGCAUCAACGGGGAACGACCAACAUCUGCAAUCAGCGUGCAAUCUAAAGUUUCUACGUGCCAAAAACGGUUCCGUGUUCGCCGACGACAACUUGGAGAAUGGUCAACCACAGAUUUUCAGUGUCGUUGCCACGAAAAUACGCGACAAUCGGGUUGCCGUGACGAUCUACUCCAAAGAGACGAAUUCGUACAUCUGCUUCGACAAAAACUGGCGCACCAAGGCGAUGCGUGCCAAAGGGAACAUCUCCAAGCGGUGCAUGUUUAUCGAGAACAUCGAAAAAUCGGGCGCCAUCCGGUACCGGUCGGUGGUCAACAAGAACCGCUCCCUCGGCUUCCAGAAGAACGGUAAACCGAUCGGGCCAGCGCGGGCCGGCAGCCGGAAGCGACCGAUCGACGAGCGGUGCUACACCUUCAACCCGUCCGAUGUGGGCACGAAGCAUCAGGACGUACUGUCGCAGCCACCACCAGCACCACCACCCCCAUCACCACCACCACCACGGAAGCCGGAAGCGAAUCUUCCAUCACGUUCACAGCCACCGCCAUCACCGUCACCACCACUACCGCCCCAGCCACGCCACCGGCACCAUCGGCAGCAGGACGUCGCGUCGCGCAAGGAUGCGUCGGUCGGGGAGGCGAACGCCAGCGGCAACUCGCUGCUAGCGGCCGGGCCGUCGCCCGACCAGCACCGACAGUCGCCGACGAACCGGCACCGGCACAAACACGGGCUGGUCGGGCGAACGGGCGGUGGCAAGAACCACCAGCACCAACACCAGCAGGCAGCAGCAGCAGGACACCCGAAUCUCGAUACUGGCGCGACCGGAGCGAUCGCGCCCACCCUGUCCUCGCUGUACGGCGCCAUGCUGGAUGACCGUGGGCCGCUGGUGCGGGCCUACGGCAAGGGUACGCACCGCCGCAGCCACCUCAACUCGUACGCGUCCGCCCCGGGCGAACUGGCGGCACCGUCGCUGCCCGCCGCCAUCGUCACCAAGCUGCCGCCAAAGGGGGCGGGAGGAGGAGCGCCCGCCGGCAGUGGCAGCCUGCUGCUGGACGUCGUCGGCAACGGCGGACUCUUCCGCAAGGAGCCGGCCAAUGGUCGCAGCCAGGCGGGAGGAGGAGGAGCAGCAGCAGCAGCGAGUGGGCGGAAAAAGUCGGCCGUCAGGAACGCGCCACCCUCCAGCAAGCAGCAGGGAGCGAGCACGCGAGGGAGAGACAAAAGGGCGUCGGGUUGAGCAGCCGGGCCCGUCGUUUCCACCCGCCGCCCACUCGACUCAACCGAAAAACCCACCCACCAUCCCCGUUCUCACCGCCCCAUCCGCGUCUUUGCGAGGGGAUGGCCCCACCUUUACAACAACAACAACAACAACAACAACAAAAAUCCGCUUGUUGGAGCUUUAGCCCCAUUUUCUCUAUUAGUGUUCACACAUACACACCCACAUGCACAGGAGCAGGACAGGAAGAAAGCAGCGAACCGUGACCGAUUCGGAGGGAGUGUGUGUGUAUGUGUGAGAGAGAGUGUUUGUGUGUAAAACGAAGAAUGGUUAGCAUAUUACUAUACUAUUAUUAUAUUAAUAUUAUUAUUAUGAUUAUUAAUAUUAUUAUUAUUAUUAUUAAAAUUAUGCCAGGUAUGCUAAGUAUGAUAAUAUAUGUAUACACACACACACACACACACAUACACACACACACACACACACAGACAGACACACACACACAGACGCACCUCCAUGUAAUAUUAUAGUUUUGUGACGUUCCAAUGGGGUUUUAAGCCUUCCUCUUUAGUGUGUAGAAAAGAGAGAGAGAGAGAGAAAAACAGAGAGUAAGUGUGGGUGCGUGUGUGUGUAAAUGUAUGAUUUAGGGCACGACAAGUUUAUAAUUCCUUUUCUUCUUGUGUAACGUGAUUUUUUGCUGGUUCGUUUAAAUAGGCCGUUAAUCGAGCGAUAAGAUGCUUGUGUGACGGGAUGAAUGAUAGACAGGCGUACACACACACACACACAAACGCGCGCACGCAUUGCCAUAAAAAAAACACCAAACCAUACCCCACCUAUUGCUAGAGUGGGUGGGAAAACACAAAAGUUCAAUGCAAUUGAGUGAGGAGUGUAUGGCGUACGGCAUCAAAUCCAAAGGACGAAAGCGCACACACACCCACGCCGAGAAGGGCACACGAAGGGCAAAGGAAGACAAAAAGCAAGCGGGGGGAGCAAAUUGAAAUAGGCCAUUUUUUUAGGUGAAAAAAGCUAAAAAACACACACACAAACACGAUUGCGUUCAAAUUUAAAUUUUGCGCAUCGGUAGCCUCUCUAUUGUAAUUGUUUUCCUUUUUUUAUUUAGAAGCUUUUUUAACAAACCCCCAACAUCAGUACCAAUCCGUGAGCCCUUGCAGCCCUCUUUCUCCUUUGUAUAGCGGCAAGGAAAGCAAGAACAGCAUUUUUUAAUCUAAUUUACUCCAUUUGCCUUUUGAUAACUUCAGAACAGAAAAAAUAUUAAAAAUAAUUAAAAACAAACCAAACGGAACAAAAUAAUAAAGCGCACAGUAGCGGAGAACAAAGCCGAACAAAGUGGGCAGGUUUGAGGCAGGUUUUUGGGGCAGGAGCGUCCACGUGGCCGUUAGCGUUGCAACGGCUCUGCAAUAAAUUGUGCCAUGAGAGAAAAGGGAAGACGAACUGCAAAUGAUAGAAGGGAAGGUAUGAGAAGGUUUGAAAAGAAAAGAACAAAGCUAUUUGCUUCAUCCUCCACUUUCACUAUUGACAAUAGAAAGCCAGAUAGAGCGCUGUGCGUGUGUGUAUGUGUGUGGUUUAAGACAUAAACAAAAAAGACAGGAAAAUAGAGGUUAACAGAAAGAUACAGUAAAACAGUUGACUAACAGUCUCAUAGCGUGUGCUAGACGUGUUGUGUGUGUAGUGUAGCCAUGGGCAAGCCAAGAGGGUAUUAGUAGUGUGGUGGUAGUAGCAGUACUUUGUAGUAGCUGAGGUCUAGUGUCUAGUGUUAGUCGAGCCGGUAGCAGUAGGUUGGCUGAAGCGCGCGCGCGCGCGCAGAUUGAUUAGCAGGAGCAGGAACGAACGAAAGCAAACAAAAACCGCAGCGCAAGAAAUGAUAAGGAAGAGUUCAUGAAAACAAACAAACAAAAUUGUGCCUUUUCUUGGUCCUUUCCACGAGCCUUUCAAUAAGCAGCAGCAGCAGCAGCAGCCGCAUGCUAGCCACUUUUCAAGCGAAAACGUCUAAACUAAACUCAAUACACACAAACAAACAAGUAUGAUAAUAAUUAGUAACGCAGUGAAUGUUAGUAGUAAAGCAGCAGCAGCAGCAGCAGCAGCAGCAGAAAGCUUCACUAUACAGCCCGGCCUUUUAAACCCAUUUCACUGUUGCGCUUUGCAACGGAACACAGAAAACUGCAAAGAAAAACACAUCCUUAGACGACUGCCUGACGCUUGCCUGCCUUUUUGCCAGCCAAUUAUGUUCUCCAAUACACAAAAAAUACAGUACCGCACAUAAACGCACCGCUGCGCCCACUUGCUCGUUUGCGUGUCGGCUUGCGCAUGGUGCGGUUCGUCGCGCAGCGCGUUUAGCUCUCCGUGUCACCGUUGUUGGUUUACGUUUUCUCCUGGGGCUACAGAGCUACUAGGGGUGUGUUUGUAAUCACGAGCACACGAUGUCUACAAUAUAUCAGUAUUACCAGUAAUAACCACAGCAAUAUUUAACAUACACAAGCGCACACACAGACACUCACGCGUGAAGAAAUCCUUGCAAGGCUUGCUUGGAUUGUUACUAUUAUUGAUCGACCGCGACGGGAGUGACAGUUGCCCAGGAAUACGUAGUGGACUCUUCGCAAUGCAGUACCAAGAUUGUUUGUAUGUGUGUGAGUGAGAGUGUAUUUGUAUGUGUGUGUGUGUUUAAUUUCAAACCACGUUGCCAUUUCGAAUAUUGCGCGUUGAGUGCCUCUAGUUCGCGCGAUUAGUAUUUUUGUUUAGUAAGGGAUCGGUACAUGUAUCCGAAUAGUGUAGAGUAGAACAACAAAACACACACAAAUAGUUUUUUUUUUGUUAAAUGGUGUGUGUGUGUGCGUGUGUGUAGCAUAAUAACCCACUGAGAGUGUUUGUGUCGGUCUUCUUUUUUUUUGUCGAGCUGAAUAGAACCUCCAGUAUUUAUGGUCAAGCUUAUGGUAAGGCUUACUGUGUAUGAAAUACUAAGAUGAUUGAGAGAAGAAGAGGAAGAGCAAGUGAAAAAUAAGGGAAAGGGUUCUCAAAACGAUAGAAUCGAGUAAAAGAAGAAAACAAAAGAAUAAAGAAUAUAAACAGAAAUAUAAUACAUGAAGAGCACAGAAAAGGACAGUAAAAGCAGAACAGAACAGAACAAGAAAAAGAAAAAGAUAG